This is a messenger RNA of Hirsutella rhossiliensis, 4269 nucleotides long. RefSeq names its product ankyrin repeat domain-containing protein. The transcript has 3 exons. Gene Ontology annotation, molecular function: protein binding. NCBI's taxonomy places the organism in Eukaryota, Fungi, Ascomycota, Sordariomycetes, Hypocreales, Ophiocordycipitaceae. The record is from RefSeq and is a predicted model, not a curated record. Bases 1 to 4269 code for a protein of 1422 amino acids.
AUGACAAAGGCGAGGGCUUCCGGCGCCGCCAGCCCUCUUAUCGCGGGGGCGGCAACGAGAACGGCAACGUCGAGCGGUGAAUUUGGCGACUUUGACGAUGACUUCGGGGCACCCAACCUCUUCGACUUCUCCACCAGUCCCGAUACCCUGCAGAGACUAGAAACGAUUGGCACCAGCGAUCCAAAGACUUUCUUGAGCCCCCAAGACCUCACCCUCCCCGACUCGCCAACAUCCUACCAAGACUCGUCGUCCGACUCGGCCUCGUCCUCCAAGAGGACCGAGAGCUCUGCUUCGGCCAUCCCCUCGGCUACCCCCGCCGACAUCGCCAUGGAGCAAGCCGAUGAUGUCAAGAUGGAAUGGGGCCAUUCCGAGUACACCUCCUUCGACGACGACGACCAUGCCUUUACCUUUGCCCGUGACGCCGACCCCUCGGCCGCCAUGGGUGGCAUCUACGGCUUCGGCGAAAACGAAGACACCUUCAUGGACCGCUCCUUUGACUUUAGCGGGGCCUCGAACAGUCCCGACGGCCCCUCGCACCGCCCUUUGGCCAGCGGCCCCAUCGACAUGCCCUCCCCCGGGAUGCCUACCAUCAAGACUAACAGCCCACGGAAACCAAACCAGGCCCAGAGGUCCCAGGCCACCGGCCACCGGAAACAAAUUUCGCAAUAUUCCAUGGCCUUCUCCGCCCACGGGGUUCAUUCGGCUGGCUCGAGGGAAGUGUCACCAAUGUCUGCCAUGGUGACCAGCCACGACUCGUCCCCCGCGGCCACCUUCUUCAACUCUCCCUCGCCAGCCACAGGACAUGAUUUCUCCAAUGGUUUGAACAGGAAUGCCAUGUGGACAAGUAGGAUGGACGUGCCGCCCCGACCAGACGCCAUACCCGCGUCGGCCCAGCUAGCGGCGCCGCCAAUGGCUCAGCCGGCGCCCGCUCCCCAAUUCCCCCUGAGCCCGCCACCCCUUCCCGUUACCGGCGGGUAUGAGCUGACGAUCAUGCCGACGCCCCUCAAAUCGCGCGUUGAGACGCAAAUCCCCAUCAAGAUGACCCUGUCACCUCUGCCGCCGGGUGUGACCAAACUGCACCUCCCGGCCCACACAAUAUCCAAGCCCAAGCUGCUGGCCAAGCCCCCUCCGGAACGAUCUCCGGACAUGCUCGAGCUGUUUGUCACGCUCGUCUGCACCAGCGCCAUGGAGCAGCCCGAGCUCAAACAGCAGGCGUUGGAGAGGGCCACCAGCUUACCCCAGCGAUAUCUCCCGGAACGUGACGACGAGGAAUCCUCACCUCAGAAUGGGGGCGAUGUCCGCAUCUGCCCAGGCUGCGUCACCAGGGAGCGAAAGAGGGCGGCUCGGAAGAAGAUCAAGAAGCCCGAUGAAGAAAAGCUGUGGGCCUUGGACGAGGAUUAUCGGGUCAUCGUCUUCAACACGACAGAGGUCAAGGAAUGGCAGCAGGUCUUGGACUCGAGCGGGCGGCCGGAGAAGGCCGCGUCCGGUCACAUUAUGCAGAUUGAUGCACCGAUGCGCAUAGCGUGCUACUGCCGGCACCACAACGAGAAGAUGGGCUUCAACGUCAUUUUCACCAUCAAGGACUUUCGGGGUCAAGUCAUUGCGCAGGCCAUGUCCAACCCCGUUAUGAUCACCGAUGAUCACAAAACCCAUCCCGUGGCGCAGUCUUCGUCGCAGGCGGCAAUGUCUGAGUCCGUCACUUCAUCGACGGUGCCUGCAAGCACAGGGCCCUCGCCGCCUGCCGCCGCCGAAACGAACGGCCUCAUGCAUACGGCGCAGAAUGGCGCCUUUCGCAUGUCCAACGGUGACCCUGCUUCCUCCCAUGGCAGCGGGCGACAAGCCUCGCACCCGUCGUCGGCCUCGGGCAAGACGACGCCGACCAUGGGCACGGUCACGGUGCCGACCAGGGCCAUGUCCCGCCCAGCGUCUCCCAUCCAAGGAGGACCCAUGGCCAAGAAGAGAAAGUCGAGCGGGAGCACAUCGUCGCGGGUCCCCAACGGGCUGACCAUGACGAGGCUAGAGACGUCGCCCUCUCCGAAUGCCCAUAACGGCACGCAACUGUCGACGGCCACGUCUCCAUUUUCGCCCAACUCGGCCCACUUUUCCCAACUCGAGCCCAUGUUCGGACAGCACGGCGGCCAACACCCGUUUGCCAAUGGACCCCCGACUCCGGGUGGCAAUGAACAGGCACCUUUCUACGCGGGCAACAGGUCUGCGAGCAUGGACAACCUGGCCGUAGCUCACCUGUAUUCCGCGCCCACCUCGAGCCAUCCUAGUCGCGCACCAAGUCCCAGCGGCCUGAGGAAUGGCAUCGGCGCAACGCAGGGCCAGUUCGCCCCGUCGCUCGUCGGCAACCUGUUCUCGAUGCCAAUGGGAGUGAACCAGGCCUGUGCCCCACCCACGAUCCACAAGGUCAUCCCCAACGAGGGCUCCAAAAUGGGAGGCGCCGAGGUCACAGUCCUCGGCCAGGCUUUCUUCCAAGGGCUGGAGGUUUACUUUGGCGACCAAAAGGCCACAACGACAACGUUCUGGGGUGAAUCCUCGCUGGUUUGCCUUUUGCCCCCGUCCCCCGUCGCCGGCGCAGUUGCCGUGACGUUCAAGCAGCAGGGCGUCGCCGGUGCUCAAGGCUUUUCCAUGGCCAAGGAACCGCCCAUCUUCAAGUACAUUGAAGACAACGAGAACAGCAUCAUCCGCACAGCGUUGUCUGUGCUGGGUCAGAAAAUGUCGGGCCAGAUCAUGGACGUUAGUGACCUGGCCAGGAGGAUCCUCAACGACGGGAACCCGUCUUGGUCCGGCGGAUCGUCGGUGGCCCCGGGUGCUGGCGGCGCCGGCUUCAACCAGGCGUCCCACGGGCAGCACCUCGAGUCCCAGCUGCUCAAGUGCCUGGACCUGAUUGAUCUCGGCGACAGCACUCACAGGACGCGGCUGGACUGGAGGAGGCCCACGGGCCAUACCAUGCUCCAUCUGGCUUGCUCUCUCGGAUAUCACCGCUUCGUCGCGGCCCUGCUUGCUAGGGGGGCAAACUACGAUGCUCGCGACCGGGGUGGCUUCACGCCGUUGCACAUGGCUGCGAUGCACGGCCAUGCCGAGAUUGUAAGGAGGCUGAUGCUGCACGGAGCUGAUCCUACCAUUCGGAGUCUAUCCGGACUCGUUAUCGCCGACAUGACCAACUCGAGAUCAGUGCUGCGGGCCAUGUGCCAGCCUCAGCGCCAUGCACGCUCUUUCAGCGGCUCCUCGUCGCUGCACAGCCGAGCCAGUAGCUCCGCCUCGUUGCGAUCGCUGUGGGAGCCAUUGACCAGGGCUCACACGUACGAUGAGCCGAUACCGGCCGACCCGGGCGAUGAGAGCCCCGAGUACACGUCGGGCGACCUUGAGGACGAGGACCCGGACGAGGACCGUAAUCUUCACAUGAGGCGGCACAGCCGGGUGCACAGCCGGGUGCACAGCCGGGCGAGACAAGACAUUGGCAUCGACAGUCUUGGAGAUGGCCCCGACGCCUCAGCCGGGGCCUUGGCAUCGCCGACGACCCAGUUUGCGGCGAUCAAAGACCAGCUCCAACAGCAGUUGCAUCAAUUCCAGCAGUCGAUGGCUUUGCAUUUGCAGAGCCUCCCUCAGAUGCCUCAAAUGCCCACUCUCCCGGGCAUGCCUAUGCUGCCGGACUAUCAGGCCUACCUGCCGCAGUCACCUUUUAUGCGUCGCAUGCAGCAGCUCAUGCCGGGAUCUGGGCCACGUCCCGACUCUCGAGACGGAGAGGGGGACACUUCUAAGCUGGACGCUCGCUGGUGGGAUAUUACCUCUUACAUGCAGAACAGCGCGGCGCCUCCCUCGUACGAAGAUAUCUUUGGACGGCAGGACACGACUGACCCGAAGCAGGAGUCCGCGAUUCGGGCCGCGACCGAGGCCGAGGCGGACAUGAAAUGCGCUGCUCUCUACGAUCAGCCGUCGCCGCCCUCAGGGAGCGGAUCCAGAACACAGGCCCAAGGCUCGUCGCCCGGCGUGCUCAAGAUUGGUCGGAAGAAUGCCAUCACCAAGGAGCAGCAGGAGCAGUUCCUACUGGCACACGAAAGAAGACUCAAGAAGCUCAGCAGCGAUCGAAACUUGUUCUUUAUUUGGAUUCCACUUCUCGUCGUCAUGGUCUGCGCCAUGCUAUGCAGCUACUUCCCAUCGCUGUUCCCUUUUCUUUGGACGUCGGUGCGUGCGCUGGUGCAAGCCGGGCAGACUCGAGCAUCACGUGCGGCGCAAGACGCCCCACGUGUUGUGGAGGCAUAG